GUUCUGGCGAGGUUUAUAGGAAAACGGAUGUGUCAACUUCAGCGGAAGUGGUACUGCCCAGAGCGACUGAAGAGCGAGAAGGAGGACGGACACUCCGAUUGUAUCUUUCAAAGAUAAAGGCAGGACUAAACGCCAUUUAAACUCUGAAAAUGGACAAGAGUGACUUGGUACAGAAAGCCAAGCUGGCCGAACAGGCAGAGCGCUAUGACGAUAUGGCCACUGCCAUGAAGGCGGUGACUGAGCGGGGCGUAGAGCUGUCCAAUGAAGAGCGCAACUUGCUCUCUGUAGCCUACAAGAACGUGGUGGGUGCCCGACGCUCCUCUUGGCGUGUCAUCUCCAGCAUCGAGCAGAAGACUGAGGGCAAUGAGAAGAAGCAGCAGAUGGCACGCGAGUACCGCGAGAAGAUCGAAGGCGAGCUGCAGGACAUCUGCAACGAUGUUCUGGGUCUGCUGGAGAAGUUUCUCAUUCCCAAUGCCUCUCAAGCUGAGAGCAAGGUGUUCUAUCUGAAAAUGAAAGGCGAUUAUUAUAGAUACCUGUCUGAGGUUGCAUCUGGAGAGUCUAAGACCUCCACAGUUGACAACUCUCAGAAAGCCUACCAGGAUGCAUUUGAGAUCAGCAAGAAAGAAAUGCAGCCCACACACCCCAUACGGCUUGGUCUGGCUCUUAACUUCUCUGUCUUCUACUAUGAGAUCCUCAACUCGCCCGAGAAGGCCUGCAACCUUGCCAAGACGGCCUUUGAUGAAGCCAUUGCUGAGCUUGACACCUUAAAUGAGGAUUCCUACAAAGACAGCACCUUGAUCAUGCAACUACUAAGGGACAAUCUCACCCUGUGGACGUCGGAAAACCAGGGCGACGAGGCAGAUGCGGGCGAGGGAGAGAACUAGAGGAGCUGCUCUGAUCUCCAAACACACGCACACAUACACUCAUCUUAAUUAAAAAAUAAAUAAUUACACAGACGGCUUCCACCAACCCCCCCACCCCACCCUACUUUACAUUCCCCAUCCCUCCUCCAUUUAGCCCCCAACCCCUGUCCCCUUACCUUCUGUACGAUCAUCACGAGACGCACCUGAAGCAAGACACACACUGAAGCCCCUCACACAGGCACCGGCGGCGGGGAUGGGGGGGCUCACAGGGUGACAUGCCGAUGUCAGCAGGUCCAGUCAUUUUGUUUGUGAAUUUAACAUGGUUGUACUGAAUAGCGAGUCCCUAUUUGUCGUGUGUGUGAGAGAGAGUGAAUGAGAAAGAGAGCGAGAGACUGACUGAGCGAGUGUAUGAAGGAGAGAUUGAGUGUGCUUGUUCCAGAGUGAGUGAGUGAGUGUGUGUUUUGGAGUCGGGGUUAUGAACUCUAAAAGUCCUUCCUAAUGAUUCCCAUUUAUUUCCACCUUAGCUGGUUGUGCAUUUUCAUCCUUUUUUUCUUGUUUUUGUUACGAACAUUUUUUAGUGUAAUUCGUCAUGGUAUUUGCAGGUUUUAUUGUAUGGUUAUUAAACUGGCAGUUUAUUUUCACCAAACACUGUAAUUCUUGAGUUUUGUAUCUUGUUUUUGGACCUAUGAUGCUAUGCCUCUCAGCUUGGAUUCCUGGUGUCGGUGCUAGGGUUAUUCACUGAAAGCCCUGUUCGGACACAUGGUCAGGUGGCCAUUUCAUAAAGUAAAUGUCUGAAAAAUUAAA
Molecule: messenger RNA, 1667 nt
Organism: Colossoma macropomum (tambaqui)
Lineage: Eukaryota; Metazoa; Chordata; Actinopteri; Characiformes; Serrasalmidae
Product: 14-3-3 protein beta/alpha-A-like
Exons: 6
Coding region: 150-884 (244 amino acids)
Biological process (GO): signal transduction
Cellular component (GO): cytoplasm
Source: RefSeq, a predicted model, not a curated record